AGGCCGCGAAACGUAGGAGAAGUAUAUUUGCGCACUAUCAAAGUUGGUGUAGGUUAGGGAAAGCGAAAAGGGAGGCCUGACGGCGGGGAAUAUUGCUCGAAGGUGAUGGCUCCGGACAAGAAUAAUGAUUGCCAAAAAGAGCGAAUCGAAAAUCGAAAAACUUGCUUCACUUCAACUUGACUCCGUCCCUGAUUUACAAUGCGGAAUUCGCGACCUGGCGCGUAUAGAUGAAGUCCCAAGAGGUCCAGAAACUGUGCUGAUGACAGUUCAGGAAGACCGAGGAGUUUGCGCUAGAACAGAACGGGCGCAACCUCGGAUUGUCAUAGCAACGAUGUCUUGAACUCAAUGGGCUUCGUCACCUGCUCUCAAGAUGGGUACUCAUGUC
Molecule: messenger RNA, 385 nt
Organism: Schizophyllum commune H4-8
Lineage: Eukaryota; Fungi; Basidiomycota; Agaricomycetes; Agaricales; Schizophyllaceae
Exons: 1
Coding region: 125-340 (71 amino acids)
Source: RefSeq, a predicted model, not a curated record